ACAACGGCUCGCGGCCACGGGGAAGGUGAAAUUCCCCGUGACAAGCGAGCGCCUCCCUGCAGCAUCGGACAAGUGCUCGCGCCUCCCCCGUCGCCUGCUUUUCAUGGCGGGCAAAGAAAGACGGCGAGGGGGGCGGGACGCGCCGGAGCGGACGAGAGGGAACGGGACAGGGGCAGCCAGCCAUGCACUGCCGGCCGGGACCUCCCCUCCCCUGCCCUGCCUUUCGACCCUUUUGAGGCCGAACCCCAUCUUUUCUUCCAUUCUUUUGGGCCCUUGGCUUAAACAAACGUUCUUUUGCACAAAUGCGCCCUUCUUGUCUUUAACGACUGUUUGUCUUUGCUGUAGGGUCUAGAGGCCUACUGCGAGUAACAAGUUUUCUUUGUUUCGCGUCAAUCCAUUUGGUAGGACAAGUAGAGUACUUCUAGAUGGAGUCACUUUAGGAGCCAAAUGGCAUAUUUGCUCCGGUUUCCCUCUGUAGUGGGCGAUUUGUUAGGCAGAGUCUGUGUUUGCAUUGCAAUGUCUACGUUUAUUUUCUAGCCUUGUUGGAAAGCAUACUAUUUUAGACAACUGCACUUUCUUACUCCCGAGAAAGGUGGAAAUGUAAAAGGUCAGGUUGCCGCUUGAGUCACUCAUGCAGCAUCUCCACCGCUGGGAAAACUGACCAUUUUCUUUCAAAAAAAAAGAAAAGAAAACCUGACCACUCGACAAGUUUCAGUUCCUACGUUACUAUCCUUUAUUAAUGUUUCCAAAUUGUGGUUUUGAAUCGUGUGUAGCGCCAUCAAGUUUCGUGUCUGUUCCGAAAACUUGAACUAUCAUUGAAACAACAAAGGACAUUUUGCUUAUUUUCACCUUGUUCAAUGUCAGGCCUACAUUUCCAAGGACAGGACAUUGUGCUAAUUUCUUAACUGCUGCCGUUUCAUGUACUGGCCGGCACUGUCACCACUCUCGAACGUCAUAAAUCAAACUAAUCUGGAUGGGGUAGACAAUAGUACAGAGAUCUGAAGUGCUCUUGUCAGAUAGAUCUACUAGAAACCUACCUGCGCCAUUAACAACUCCAAAGUACAAUGGCCACUGCCACCACGCCAGCAUCAACCACCAAGAGUAAGCAAGCUCACACAGUGUCUCAAAACGGAAUACGUAUAAUGAUAUCCUAAUGCUUUUGGCUUGUUUUGUCAUCGUUUGGUGUGCGCAUCACUCACCAACUGCUGCUGCUGCUACUGUAUGGUGAAAAUGUCUUGCGCAGGUUUGGUAGGCAACGUGCUAGCACUAGUUUAUACAAAAAAAUAUUUUUGAUGUUUUGUCAGUUUGGUAAUCACAGGGCUUGGCUCUGUUAGGCCUGUACUUGUAUACUCCCAUAAUCUCACUCCUACCACAUGUCUCAUGUCUCAGGACCCCAAAACUGUUACUGUAUCAGGGUUGGGGUAGAAAGCCUGAUUAGGGCACAAAUUACCAGGUUGGUUGGAAAGGCUCCCCUUUUCCUUUUCCCUACCCUAGUUUCUCCAGCUGCAAAAAACAAAGAAAACCGGGAGGAGCAAGGUUUUCAGACCUGGGCAUGCGGAAAAGGUGCAGUGGUUAACCUAUUCAUCCAUCACAGCAAGGAACCCCAGGGAGAGGGGGGGAAAGGUGCGUGUGGCGUUUUCACGAUAUGUCACAGUCAACGGCCUUUUUGCAGGCUCGCCACUAGCGUGUCAUUGGUGCUCGCUUAUGCUGUAUAUAUACACAACACACACGCAGACGUAUUGCGGGUGGAUGCAGAGCAGUUAGAGAGAGAAAGAGAGGGCUUUCUUUUCCGUUUGCCUCUCCAAAUGGCUGAUUAGUUCUUGGCCUGAAGAGUGAAGGGUAGUGGUGGUGGUGGAUGGAUACGGCACUUCUUGGUGUGGACAGAGCUGGGUUCCUUGGAGCUUAGCGUGACUUCAGAACACGCCAUUUCUUCGUUCUUGGAUCAUUUGGAGUUUCUUGCUUGAUUUUGGCAGCUUCUCUCCUCAGUUCUGAGCUCUGAGCAGCGACAAAUCUCUUCAGUUCACAGUUCUUGACUGGUUCUCGAGCUGCGCCGAGCAAUGGAGGUGGCGGCUCUGGAGAAGAAGGGACACAGAGCUUUUGCCAAGCCUCUGAAGUCUUUCAGUUCUUCAGAGCACAAGCGAUCCAAGAGUUAUUUUGAGGAUAUGUAUGCUGCAGAUGCUUUGCGCUCUUCAGAUAAAACCAUCGUUCUGCCUAAGCCGGAAGUUGUAAAAGCUAAGGUGAAAAGCGACAUCAAUAAGGAUGUGCAACCUGGGAGGGGAGCACAAAGCACCUUGAGAAAAGAGAUUCUGCAACUAGAAAAGCACCUCAAGGAUCAGCAGGUUGUGCGUGGUGCCCUGGAAAAAGCUUUAGGGCCCGACGCUGCUCCAGUCAACUUGUCACCUGAGAAUCCAAUGCCAAAAGCUGCUAAUGAAUUGAUACGAGAGAUUGCCACAUUGGAGCUUGAGGUCAAGAACAUGGAGCAGUAUCUCCUGACGUUGUAUCGGAAAGCGUUUGAGCAGCAAGCACCUACAUUUUCUCCUCCUGAUCACCAGGAUGCUUCAAAGCCGUCAGUGAGCUCACGGUCUGGGCAGCUCCGGGAAAUGCCGAUGGCAAUGAAGUCUUGCAAGAGUAGAGGGGAUGCAGCACUCCGGUCCAGCUAUCCGCCACCACAUAAGAAGUGGAAUGAUCCAUUGACAGAUUGCUGCACAUCGGUUCGUCCUGAUAGAGCAGUUGAUUCGGAUGUCCUCCGCUGCCAGUCUGCGUUAUCGUACCGUGGAGUUUGUUCGUCCAGGAUAUUGCCUUCAGAGGAUGAUAGUCUUGCAAGGGCUCUUCGUUCGUGCCACUCACAACCUUUUUCAUUCCUAGAGCAGGAAGGAGAGACCGGUGCAUCAGGAAUGAUAAGCUUAGCAGAGUAUCUAGGAACUAAUGUAGCUGACCACAUCCCUGAAACUCCGAACAACCUGUCAGAAGAGAUGGUGAGAUGCAUGGCAGGGAUCUACUGCAGACUUGCAGAUCCUCCGUUGGUUCACCAUGGCUCCUCGUCUUCGCCAACAUCGUCAUUCUCCUCAGCAAGUGCAAUAUCUCCACAGUAUGUGGGGGACAUGUGGAGUCCCAAUUACAAGAGAGAAAAUACUCUUGACUCUCGGUUGAUAAACCCAUUCCAUGUUGAGGGUUUGAAGGAGUUCAGUGGACCGUACAACACAAUGGUUGAGGUUCCUAUGAUUAGCCGCGACAGUCGGAGGCUGAAAGAAGCUGAGGACCUACUCCAGACGUACAAGCUGAUAUUGUACCGGUUGGAAACUGUUGAUCUGAGGAGAAUGACAAAUGAAGAAAAGAUAGCAUUCUGGGUCAACAUACACAAUGCUUUGCUGAUGCACGCUUAUCUGAAGAAUGGCGUCCCACAGAACAAUCUGAAGAAGACAUCCCUACUUGCUAAGGCUGCCUGCAAAAUCGCCGGACGAAACAUCAACGUAGCCGUUAUCCAGAGCAUGGUCCUUGGAUGCAAUACGCACUGUCCCGGACAGUGGCUACGGACAUUGCUUUACCCCAGGAUCAAAAGCAAAGUGAGCAAAGCCGGGCACGAGUGGCGAGCCUUUGCCGUUGCACAAUCAGAGCCUCUUUUACGCUUUGCGCUUUGUUCGGGGAGCCAUUCUGAUCCCGCGGUGAGGGUGUACACUCCGAAGCGGCUGUUCCACCAGCUGGAGGCGGCGAAGGAGGAGUUCAUCCGGGCGACGGCCGGCGUGUGGAGGGAGCAGAAGCUGCUGCUCCCGAAGCUGGUGGAGGCGUACGCCAAGGACGUGAAGCUCUCGCCGCAGGGGCUCGUGGACAUGGUCCAGCGCUACCUCCCGGAGAGCAUGAGGAUGGCCGUGCAGAGGUGCCAGCAGGGCGGCAGGUCGUCGAGCAAGGUGGUGGAGUGGGUGCCCUACAACCCGGCCUUCCGGUACCUGCUCGCCAGGGACCUUGCGUUCCCUCACCUCAGCUGACCGUGUGUGUCUCUGCAAGACUGCAACAGUAGCAGUCGGCUUGGUGAUGAACUGAAGUUUGGUUGGAGUUGGAGUAGAGUAUAUGCGUGUACCAUAGGGUUUAAAGAGAGUUAGGCAAGGCUUUGUGCAGAUUUUGUGUCGUGUGGGUUGUAGGAUGAGACGAUCAGUGGCGCCGGCGUGUGGCGUGUUUCCAAUUGUCCGCUGUAAAAAAGGGAAAAGGUUAUUUUGUAGAUGAACAGGAGACAGGAUGGAAUGGGAAAGCAACAUGUUAGUAGUGGUUA
Setaria italica (foxtail millet) is the source of this 4264-nucleotide messenger RNA. RefSeq lists its product as uncharacterized. The record is from RefSeq and is a predicted model, not a curated record. The coding region runs from base 2058 to 3983 and encodes 641 amino acids. The transcript has 12 exons. NCBI's taxonomy places the organism in Eukaryota, Viridiplantae, Streptophyta, Magnoliopsida, Poales, Poaceae.